AUGAGUUUCCAACCACUCAACCCCCGCCCAUUCCUCCAGGCUCGCGUCGGCACCGAAGUCCUCAUCCGCCUCAAGUGGGGCCAGACCGAAUACAAGGGUACACUCGAGAGCAUCGACUCAUACAUGAACGUUUUGCUGCGCGACACAGAGGAGUUCAUCGACGGCAAGCCCACCGGAGCACUGGGUCUCGUUCUGAUCCGAUGCAACAACAUCCUCUGGAUGGGAUCGGCCGACGCAGUGGAAAUGACGGACAUGGAAUUAAAAUAA
Messenger RNA from Penicillium brevicompactum, 267 nucleotides. RefSeq names its product small nuclear ribonucleoprotein F. Bases 1 to 267 code for a protein of 88 amino acids. The transcript is spliced from 4 exons. The record is from RefSeq and is a predicted model, not a curated record. Gene Ontology annotation, biological process: spliceosomal snRNP assembly; mRNA splicing, via spliceosome. Gene Ontology annotation, molecular function: RNA binding. Lineage: Eukaryota; Fungi; Ascomycota; Eurotiomycetes; Eurotiales; Aspergillaceae. Gene Ontology annotation, cellular component: U1 snRNP; catalytic step 2 spliceosome.